AUGUACCAGUCCCUGACUCUCCAGAUACUUUUGUCGUUCGUUGUGACAAGAUCUCUAGCAUCGAUUAUCCCAAACAUCCCAAACAGAUCCCUAUCGACUCGAGAAUGCCGAAAUAUCUCACCAACUUGGAUCUCUCAAAUAUCAAGCGUCGCUCCUAAUGCAAGCUACUCAAAUGCUAUAAGUAGCAAUGGUGCUGGUUCAUUCUUCGUAUACCAGAAUUCCAGUAAAUCUCCUUAUGUUUCUAUUCCCACUCUCACAUUUACCAACCCCUCUACCACAAACCAGACUUGCACCCUUGCUGCUACCUUCCCAUUUUUCGAGUCGCAAUAUCUAGGCUGGUCACUUUCCUCGCCAAAUCCACCCACACUCGAUAUCUCUGUCAUCUCCCCGCCCUCCAAUGCUCCAUUCGAUAUCCCACCAACCUGGACUUCAACCUUCUUUCCCGAAAAUUCUGACCCCCUCAGCACUUUGGAGUACUUACGCCAGUAG
Molecule: messenger RNA, 489 nt
Organism: Botrytis fragariae
Lineage: Eukaryota; Fungi; Ascomycota; Leotiomycetes; Helotiales; Sclerotiniaceae
Exons: 2
Coding region: 1-489 (162 amino acids)
Source: RefSeq, a predicted model, not a curated record